Grosmannia clavigera kw1407 is the source of this 3657-nucleotide messenger RNA. Its product is annotated as Rho GTPase activator. Gene Ontology annotation, biological process: signal transduction; regulation of GTPase activity. Bases 1 to 3657 code for a protein of 1218 amino acids. Gene Ontology annotation, cellular component: cytoplasm. NCBI's taxonomy places the organism in Eukaryota, Fungi, Ascomycota, Sordariomycetes, Ophiostomatales, Ophiostomataceae. The transcript is spliced from 5 exons. The record is from RefSeq and is a predicted model, not a curated record.
AUGACUUCCGUGGACGAGUAUCUUGACAACGCCCUCGAUGGUGACGACAUAUUCCCUUGCAAGGGAUGUGGUGAAAUCCUGGAGGAAGGCAAAGCGUUCGAGCUUGCCGGCCACCGAUGGCAUCUCAACUGCUUUCGCUGCAACACCUGCGGCACGCUGCUCGACUCUGACGCGAAUCUCCUCCUCCUUGGCGACGGCUCCCUCAUCUGCAACAACUGCACCUACAGCUGUAAUGCUUGUGGCAACAAGAUAGAAGACCUUGCCAUCCUGACUGGAGACCAAGCUUUUUGCGCCACCUGUUUUCGCUGCCGAAACUGCAAGCGCAAGAUCGAGAAUCUCCGUUAUGCACGCACAUCCCAGGGUAUCUUCUGCAUGAGCUGUCACGAAUCGCUCAUGGCCCGUCGCAGAAAAAAGCACAAGGCUGCUGCACAGGCCAAAGCUCGAGAAAAAGAAGCGCUGAUCACCGAGAAGUCCCUACCUGCACUCCCGCCAGGUGGACCCGAGACCCCCACCGAGGCGUCUCCUCGCCCACCGCGUGUCCCCUACAACAGCACGUUGAGACAAGAGAGGUCGCCCGAACGGUCGGCAUCAGAUGGAAAAGAUGCUGCCGGCAGAGGUCCUGGCCCAUACGCCCUAUCGCCGCCAACCUACCGCAAGAACCGCAACUCGUCUAUUCUUCAGAACAAUGUCGACGUCAACUCCAGCGAUGGUGACAGCUUUUUCAUCCCAGUCGCUCUGGACCCGAGCCCCGCCCCAUCUGCGCCCCGAUCGAUUUCAGACAACACCGUCGACCUCGCCGACCCCAACGGAAAGACGCGAGACCGGGAAUACUUCACACCUGGUCCGGGUGACAGGAGAGAGUCGCAGGCCUCGACGCCGCACAUCGCUUUCCAAGAAAGGAACCGGACUUCUACCCCCUCCGAGUAUGAUAGCAGCAGCACCACGGCUAAAGACCUACUGGCUCGACAGUCUUCCAAGUCAUCCAGGUCAGAGAAGGGCUUGGCUGCGAGCUCUAUGAGCGCUGGAGAAGAGCUCAAAAAGCCGUCCAACGGACGUGGAGACGAAUUCAAGCUGCAAGAUGCUCCUAAAAGUAAGAGGGCUAUAGCCCAGGCCCGAAACAACACUCAAUCCACCGUCACAUUUGAAAGUGGCACGCCACCAGCACGGCGGGAGAGGCAAGCUACUAUGUCGUCGUCGUCCUCGACGCCUACCUCAAGCACGGGGCGACAGUCGUUGCAGGACACACGCCGGCAACCAAGGCAGGAAGACGAUGUCGAGACGUCGUCACCAGAGUCAUCUGGCUUGGUGACACCCAACAGUCGAGCAAACGUGGGCGACCAGCAAGUUCGGGCAGGCCCAAUUCCUCGCAAGGAACUUCCCACUUCGACGCGCACUGCCAACGGGAAGCCCGUUUUGAGCCCCCUCGGCGAUCUUAUCUCACCUGCAACGGCGCUACCCCCACCCGUGCGUCCAGGGCUUACGGAGACGAAGUUAAGUGACACGUAUAUGCAGCCUCGCGCUCCGCCACAGCCUCCGACAGCAGCCCCGCCCCACCCAGCUGUGAAAGACUCCGGCGCCAGUAAUGCUGUUGCUGCGAACGGUGACGCGACACCUGCAUCUCCUCCUACUGGACCGUCGCCCAAGCUGCCAAGAUGGAGCGCCGGCGGCGACUUUAGCUUGGACGAGGACAUGGCUCGCAUUCUCGGCACGGACGAGUCCUCCUCGUCUAUUCUGCGUCGCGUUUCCAACGCCGUGCGCCAUGGCCGAAACAGCAGCACGGAAUCGAGUAGUGUCAACCAUCACAAUGGCCGCCCGGGCCACAGCCGAAGCCUCAGCGAGACCACACGGGCUACAUCGUCUCCUCGGUGGCCGAAGACGCCCAUUACGGAGAACGUUAUUGUGGAUGUUCAUGCGCACGACAUUAGCAGCCCGAUUUCUGUUUCUGGCGCUGCUCACGAUGACCCAGCAUUCCUCAAGCGCCAACUGCGAACAUCCGAGCAACGCGUUGCUGAGCUCGAGCGCCAGUUUGGUGCAGAAAAGGAUCUGAAGUCUCUUAACAAGAAGCUGAUGGAGAAGCGGCGCACAGUCUCCGUGCUGGACACGCAAGCGGAGAUCAUGAUUCGCCAGUUGGAAGUACUGGCCGGUUACGUUGAACGGGCCAAGGCAACGAAGCAGCCGAUCGAUGCCAAGGAGUUGGAGGACUCUGCCAUCAAAGACUUUGUGCAAAAGCUUGAUGAGCUGCAGAAGAAUAUGGCGGCUGAGAUCGAGCAGCUGCAUACAGAGCGUGAUGAGCUGGUGGAUGAGAAGAACCAAGCCGUUGCCGACCGUGAUCGCGCACUGCUCGAGUUUGAGCAGCUGUCGUCCAAGAAUGCCCAGCUGGCCGACAUGAACAACGAUCUCACCCACCAGAUCCAGGAACGAUUCAAGUCGCAGAUCACAUCUGAGCAGAUCAAGUCCCCCAGCGGCUUGGGCAUUUACCAAGCUAACAAGGGGCCGUCCAUUUCGUCGGUGAAUCUGGAAACUGCUAGCGUCCAGACGUCGACUGGUGCAACGCUGAUCGGGACAGACGUUGAUGAGACAGUCGUUGAAAACGGUCCAACAGUUGUAAAUAUGCGCAAGGGCCAGGUUCGCAAAUUUAACUGGAAGAAGGGAUCCAAGACCGUGGCGCAAAAUUUCAGCAAAGGUGUCAACCGGGCUGUCGGAGCCUUCCAAAACGAUCGAGAUCGACCUGGCUACCCGGGUUUGUCUGGCGAUAGCAUUGGCCUGCCUUACAACAUGACGGUGGCGUCGGUUGAUUCGCCUCAAGCCUUUGGCCAGCCUUUGCAGCAGGCCAACCGGAUGCCGACUGAGUUUGGUCCUCCCGGCAGCCGUAUGGUCAGCGCAGCGACGGGGCCCACUGUGGUUGUCACCGCUGGUCCCAAUAACGGUGCAUAUGUUGGGGGCCCGAACGGUCCGAACGGUCCGAACGGUGCGGCUAGUUUUGCUUUCUUCAAGAAAUCUGGAAUGCCCAAAUCUGGCACGUCUACAACUUUGGGGAGCUCGGAAGUUGUGGUGGCGGAGGCGCCGAACGUUUUGUUCGGAUCUGAUCUGGUGGAGCGGACGGAGUUCGAGCGACGACACAUCCCGAGCGUAGUAACGCGAUGCAUCGAAGAAGUGGAGCUUCGUGGAAUGGAUGUUGAAGGCAUCUACCGCAAGACGGGCGGCAACUCGCAGGUCAAGGCAAUUCGUGAGGGAUUCGAAAAGCAGGACGACUUUGACAUUUCCGAUCCGGACCUGGACAUCACGGCAGUGACAAGUGUGUUGAAGCAGUACUUCCGAAAGCUGCCGACUCCGCUGCUCACGUACGAUGUGUAUGAUCGCAUCUUAGAGUCUAAUGGGGUCGCGGACACUGAUGAGCGUUGUGCUCACCUUCGAAAGACGAUCAACAUGCUGCCGCAGAAGCACCGCGACUGCCUUGAGUUCCUGAUGUUCCAUCUGGCACGCGUGGCCAACCGAGAGCGGGAGAAUCUGAUGUCGCCAAAGAAUUUGGCAGUGGUGUUUGCUCCGACCAUCAUGCGCGACCACAGCCUGGACAGAGAGAUGACCGACAUGCACUCCAAGAACGUGGCGGUGCAGUUUGUUAUCGAGAACAGCAACAUCAUCUUCUCCGAGGACUGA